CUAGUACAUGACGUCACAAGGUGAUCCUCCGUUGAACUCAGUGGGCAAUAAUUAGACUCGCUCAACAGCUUCCAGUACUUCCAGUACUCCAGUACGUGCGCUGUGCUGCGUUGGAGCGGACGGCGUAGUUUGCUGAAAUGGAGUCAACAAAUAGACUUCUGUUAAUGACAGUAGUUGCAUCACUGCUAGUACCACUUAACAAUGUAAGAGCUCAAGCAGAUCUGGACACUCUCAUUGGUCAGGUGUUUGUCCGACCAGAGACAGGAGGAAAUUCGAACAAUCAGCAGCCAACAGAGGAAAAAACCCAGGCUGAGGGACAAGAGUACAACCCACUGGAAUGCCAAUGUGUGCCCUACUACCUCUGUCAGAACAACACGAUCAUUACAGAUGGAGCUGGACUCAUCGACAUCAGGUCGGGCUUUUUACCUUCUAAACAGCCGUGUCCUUGCCCAGCUUCUAAUACCCCAGGGAUCAAGGAUGGGCCCUGUCAGAACUACCUUGAUGUAUGCUGUCAGAAGCCCCAAACAGUGACUGAACCCAUAACCCCCAAACCAAAACAGAGGUCUGGAUGUGGGCGCCGUAAUGAAGAGGGUGUUGGCUUUCGUAUCACUGGUGCCAAUGACAGUGAGGCCCAGUUUGGAGAAUUUCCUUGGAUGGUUGCCAUUGUGAGGGAAGAAUCAGUGGAUAACAACCCAGAGAAGCUGAUUGUUUACCAGUGUGGCGGAGCUCUGAUACAUCCACAGGUGGUCCUCACAGCAGCCCACUGUUUGGCUACACUGAAAGACUUCAGUACACUUAAGGUUCGUGCAGGAGAAUGGGACACACAGACCAAGAAUGAACUGUUUCCCCAUCAAGACAGGAAUGUGAGGACCAUUGUGAUACAUCCUGAUUACUACGCAGGGGCACUGUACAAUGACAUUGGCCUCAUCUUUCUUGACAGUGCUGUAGAGUAUGCAGAGAAUGUUGAUGUUGUGUGUCUACCACCUCAGGGAGCAAUCUUUGAUCACAGUCAGUGCUUUGCAACUGGCUGGGGCAAGGAUUCUUAUGGCAAGGAAGGCCGCUAUUGGGUGAUUUUGAAGAAAGUUCAGUUGCCAGUAGUUCCUAGGGCUGCAUGUGUAGAAGCAUUGCACAAAACAAGGCUGGGCCCUUACUUCAAGCUUCAUGAAAGUUUUAUUUGUGCUGGCGGAGAACAAGGGAAAGAUACAUGCAAGGGUGACGGAGGUGGUCCUCUGGUGUGUCCAUUUGCAAAUGAUCCUUCUCAUUAUCAGCAAGCAGGAAUUGUUGCCUGGGGCAUUGGUUGUGGUGAAAAUAACGUACCUGGAGUUUACACCAAUGUAGCCCUGUUUCGGGACUGGAUAGACGAACAGAUUGCUUAUCAGGGACUUAACCCAAGCCUCUUUGAUUCUUAAACUAUAUGUUAUUGAAAAUGUAUAAACCUGGUUGCAUUUGUCAAGUAUAAAAACAAUCAUCAGUGAGCAAAUUCUGUAUGCAAGAUGGCUUGACAACUCACUAUGGUGUUUCUCAAAAGGAUGAAUAUCAGCUCGAAAGUUCCUUUAUGAAUGACACAAUUUCAUUAUUAAUGUUCAUUAUAAAAUUCAGUGGUUUAAAUUUUAUUGAUGCCAUAAAAUAAUAUAGCCAAAACUCAAAGAAACGCUGGGUUCUUCACAGAUGUCCACUGACAGAUGAACAAUUUUAUAAACUGUGUACAAGCAGAAUUUUAUGUUAUUCUUUCUUUCUUCUCUGCUUUGUUUUGCUUGUCACAUAAUUGGCUUACUCAUGGACCAUGAAAUUGGGGGCAUAUAUUCCUCCAAAAUGUCAGUGAACUUCUACCGGACUACAUAUCGUUACUUUCCAGAAGACUGUACUCCCCAUAGUCACCAUGGUGAGAUCCUCAAUUCAAAAACCUGUUCCAUAUUUUAUUUUCUCUAUGCAUUUGUAAGGUAAAUGUAAAGCAGCCCCUAUAUCUAAGCAUUACACUGUGAAGACACAUAUUGAGCAUCAGAAUAAAGCUCCAUGCAUUCCAGACCUCUUAGGUAACAGGUCAGCUUCACGCUCAUUUACCCCUGAGCAAAGAUCUGUGACCAUUGGAGAGGAAGAUGCGUGGGCUGCGUUGUUCUAAAAUUACCCCUCAUCCAUACAAAAAAGGACUUUCUUACAUAAUUUCAGUACUGAAAAGUGAUGUAAAGAACAGUUCUGUGGUAUCAGUGAGAACAAAAUUGUUGUAAAAGAUAUAAUGCCUCGCUUUUCUUCACUUUCUUUAGCUGUGGCAUUAAACUUUUUUCUUCUUUUUACUGUGCAGUAAA
Cryptotermes secundus is the source of this 2303-nucleotide messenger RNA. RefSeq names its product phenoloxidase-activating factor 2. The record is from RefSeq and is a predicted model, not a curated record. The coding region runs from base 138 to 1409 and encodes 423 amino acids. Gene Ontology annotation, biological process: proteolysis. The transcript is spliced from 6 exons. Gene Ontology annotation, molecular function: serine-type endopeptidase activity. NCBI's taxonomy places the organism in Eukaryota, Metazoa, Arthropoda, Insecta, Blattodea, Kalotermitidae.